Messenger RNA from Thlaspi arvense, 1644 nucleotides. NCBI's taxonomy places the organism in Eukaryota, Viridiplantae, Streptophyta, Magnoliopsida, Brassicales, Brassicaceae. The record is from the annotation of a GenBank genome assembly.
CGAGAAACAAGCGUGUGAUAACUGAAUGAAAUAAAAGAAUUUUAGUUUACUAUCUACUGGGCUUUGGGCUUGUACAAUUAAGGCCCAACAAAGUCUAUUUCUCCCACGGGAAGUUGGGAACUUGAAAAGAGCCGAGGAAAAGAAAAUAGCUUCGGGGAUUCGAUCGCUCAUGGCGAACGAAGACGACGACGGCGAGAAUUCACGAGGCAUGCCCCAGCAGAUUGCUACCAAACCCAAAACUCAGAUCGUAAUCGGUGUUCCGUCGUACCAGGAAGUCUUGGAAAGUUCACAGACCAAGUCCACGCUGCCAUCUCUCUUCAAGCCUUCCCAGACCUUCUCUCAGGCUUUCGCUUUCGUCAAAUCGUCCGACGUCUACUCUGCUCCUCCUCCCCCUUCCUCCGCCUUCUCUCCGUCGCAGCCGUCUGGCGCUUCUCAGGUGUCCAGUACAAGCCAAACGCUUCAACCCGAUGUGGCAUCAUCUUCUUCUUCGACUCCUGUAGCUACUGGCUCUUUAUCGUCGAACACAACUCAGACUCGUAACGCAAUUCUUGUUAGCAAUAGACAGAAAGGAAACCCGCUGCUUAAACAUGUCAGGAAUGUGAAAUGGGUUUUCUCAGAAAUCAUUCCGGAUUACUUGCUUGGUCAAAGCACUUGCGCUUUGUAUCUAAGCUUGCGGUAUCAUCUACUGCACCCGGAUUAUCUCUAUUUCCGCAUAAGGGAGCUACAAAAGAAUUUCAAGCUCCGUGUUGUUCUCUGCCAUGUCGACGUUGAAGAUGCGGUGAAACCAUUGCUUGAAGUCACGAAAACCUCUCUUCUCCAUGAUUGCACCCUAUUGUGCGCCUGGAGCUUGACGGAAUGUGCCCGAUAUUUGGAAACGAUCAAAGUCUAUGAAAACAAGCCCGCGGAUCUCAUCCAGGGCCAAAUGGAUACAGAUUAUCUCUCACGACUUAACCAUUCGCUUACGAGCAUCCGACAUGUGAACAAGAGCGAUGUAGUCACACUUGGUUCUACAUUCGGGUCUCUUGCUCAUGUAAUUGAUGCAUCCAUGGAAGAUUUAGCUCGUUGUCCCGGGAUUGGUGAACGCAAGGUGAAGCGGUUGUACGAUACAUUCCACGAACCUUUCAAGCGUGCAACUUCAAGCUACCCUUCUGUUAUAGAGCCAACAAUCCAGGAGACUGAAAUUCACAAGGAUGUGAACUCAGAGGAACCUGUUGAAGCAGACGAAGAUUUUGUGGAGGACUCGAGGAAACGCAAGAGGAAAGAACCCGAGAAAACUGUUAAAACCGCGCUCUCAGCUGUUUUUUCUCGAUACUCGGAUAAACUCGGCAAGAAAAAGGAGAAACAAAAAGAGAAAGAGACAACAACAGAGUCAGAUGCUGAAACCCACCAAGAUUAACACAGUUUUUUUUUUUGCUUAUUGUGUAAGGCCAUUGUAACUGUGAUCAUAUUCCUAAAACUGUAACAUAAGAGGUUAGUUUUAUUUCUUCUGUUGGGUGUAAUUGGUGUGUUAUCUCUAGCUUAGAGUGUGUUAGUUACCGAAUCUUAUGUAUUAAUUUCAAAAUUGCUGGUAACUUGUUAGCUUUCCUUGGUUUGUGCCAUAUUCAAUAAUUCUAUAGAAUACAGAUCAUGAUUAUGAACUUUGAC